AUGCCUGGCCUGUCGGUCAUCCGCAGAACCUUUGCACGGUCUCGAUUCCUACGAAACCUCAAAUUAUUUGCCAGAGACUCGUGGAGCGACACACUUCUAUUGAUUCUAGUGUCAGGUCUAACCUUGGCCAUCUACUCGAUCCCCUAUCGACCACCGAUAUUGAUUCGAGUCUAUGAUGUCGAAUAUGGCCGGGUCUACAACCAUCACCUCGCAUACCCGUACCAAAAGCCAAUAUUUUCUAGCCUCGUCGCUGGUCUCGUCGCCUCGUUGAUCCCCAUGGCCGUCGUCAUCAUCGCUCAAAUAUGGUUUCGGUCUUUUGCCGACGCAACUGCAGCCAUCAAGGGCCUUUCGUAUGCCCUCACUGUCGGCACAUUGUUCCAGGUUGUACUGAAAAAAUUCAUUGGAGGUCCCAGGCCACACUUCAUUGACGUUUGCAAGCCCAUUUCUUUACAUUACGGCCUCGGUCCAGGCGCCAAUCUGUACACGUCGGCCAUUUGCCGGGGCAAGGACCAAGGCAGAACCAACUAUGCUCUGCAGACUUUUCCGUCCGGACACUCUGUGGUGGCUUUUGCCGGUCUAGGGUUUCUCGCAAUCUACCUUUACACUCAUCUGAAAAUCGGAGAUCCGAGGAUCGAUUCAAGCAUGGGAUUCUAG
Exophiala oligosperma is the source of this 654-nucleotide messenger RNA. RefSeq lists its product as uncharacterized. The transcript is spliced from 2 exons. Gene Ontology annotation, molecular function: phosphatidate phosphatase activity. Gene Ontology annotation, biological process: phospholipid metabolic process. Bases 1 to 654 code for a protein of 217 amino acids. The record is from RefSeq and is a predicted model, not a curated record. NCBI's taxonomy places the organism in Eukaryota, Fungi, Ascomycota, Eurotiomycetes, Chaetothyriales, Herpotrichiellaceae.